CGGAGCUGUUUCGCCUUUUGAUGAAGUUAUUGGUUACCUGGAGGACAUAAUAAUGAGUAUAAGUUUUAUUUCUACCUAUCGGAAGGUAACGAGUUCCAGGAAAUCCAGGAGCAGUUUAUUGAGAAUAACUGCUACGCAUUUGAGGAUUCGGAUGAGAAUAAGUUGUGCUAUACCUCAAUUCACGAAGAAUACGUAUGAAUCACCUUCCUCUAUCAACAACGCCGCAGGUAGAUACCGUUGAAAAAUUCUUGGAGGAGCAGUUGAGAUUGCGGAUCCCUUCGUUUAAUAUGGGAGAUUUCCUUGACCGUAUGAGUGAGAACAAAGGCGACCUCGAUGGAGAGAUAUUCGAAAUGCUGUAUACCUUCACAGAUUUCGUGUCAUUUAAAGAAAUGAUGUUAGAUUACAAAAAAGCGAAGACGGGAGCAACUGUCAAUUUGGAACUCAUCAAUACCUACGUUAGUUGUCCAUCCGAUCAGGAGAGCCCAAUGCUUCUUUUGAGAAAUGGAUCCAAUCUGACGAAGCCUGUUCUUGAAAGACCAUCUUCUAGGGGAGAAACGGCUGAAGGCGUACUUGGUACAACUCAAUCUGUAGAUACACAGCUUUCUGUGCUGACGCUUGACAUAAAUCCGAGAUCUUCUUCACCAACCUGAAUGAAGGCAUUUGUUUUGUCUCUCUCUGAAUAGUCCGCUUCGGCUGACUGGAAUUCCGGUUCAUGAUAUUAAACCGAGUUUUCGAACGUCUGUGCAAAAUUUUUCCCUUGCUGAUGACUGCUGGAUCCAGUAGUUUCCGGAGAAUCGACUUACGGCAUGACUAAUCGUUCCGUUUUUCCCUUGUUUUAACACAAUCAAUCCAUGCAUUACAAAACGUAUACAUUGAAUAUUCUGUUGUGCGCUGUCUGCAAGUUCUUGACCUUACGUACCAACCACUCAAACGCACAACAAACCUUCUCCUUACGAGGUUCUACUCAUUCUGUGAUCCUCCCCGUCAUUCAGUUUUUCAACUUUUCUGGCGGGUACAAAACACGCAUUUAAAUUAAAAUAGGUACUUCACUCACAGUUUGUUCACGGAUGGCAAUUAUGUUACACUGUUGCGCUC
Messenger RNA from Opisthorchis viverrini, 1095 nucleotides. RefSeq lists its product as hypothetical. Gene Ontology annotation, cellular component: mitochondrial intermembrane space. Lineage: Eukaryota; Metazoa; Platyhelminthes; Trematoda; Opisthorchiida; Opisthorchiidae. The record is from RefSeq and is a predicted model, not a curated record. Gene Ontology annotation, biological process: maintenance of protein location in nucleus; positive regulation of tyrosine phosphorylation of STAT protein. The transcript is spliced from 3 exons. Bases 195 to 650 code for a protein of 151 amino acids.